Molecule: messenger RNA, 3981 nt
Organism: Acanthaster planci (crown-of-thorns starfish)
Lineage: Eukaryota; Metazoa; Echinodermata; Asteroidea; Valvatida; Acanthasteridae
Source: RefSeq, a predicted model, not a curated record
GAGGUAUCUCAAUUAGUCGGAAUCUUUUAGUCUGGGAGCCAGACUACCCCAAUUCGUUGGCUGUGACUGAAAUUACUGGACGCAAGAUAUUGUUCGUAAAAUCAGUGCCCAAAAUUUAACUUUCCUGACGUCGUUGGCGGAAUUCAGAUCCCGAAAUGGAGAGGAAGUUUUUGGCCGUUCUGUUUGUUCUUUCCGGAAGUUUUGAAGCGCUUGCUCUCAAGUGUCACGUCUGUCCCUUGUACGGACUUUGCAAGGAUGGUGAAGCCGGAGAAGUACAGACGUGUGACAAUGUCGGUGGCGCAGUUGAGACUCAAUGCUUGAAAUUUGAUGGGGAAUACUCUGCGAGAUAUGAAGGAGCGACCAUGAGCUUCAGUGGUGUCAUUCGAAUUUGCAGCUACACACUGAAGGAUUCCGAUACCCCUCCCCUCAGCUGCCUGUCCAGUAGUGAAAGCGAUGCCUACAUGAAGCACAGCCUCCAGGUUGCCUCGGAGCUGGUGCCCAGUAUUAGUCACUUAACUGUCGACGUCACGUCUGGCCACGCAUGCUUCUGCAACACCGACGGCUGCAACGGCGUAGACUCCGCCAAGCCGUUUCUCUCUCUGAUCCUGGUUGGUUUGUUACAUCUGCUUGUGAUGUAAAAUGCGUAUAGGCGUCCAAUAAAAAGCCGUGUUGUAGUGGAGUACAUUCCCACGAGUGAGAGUACGAAUUCUUUACAUUGAUUUCCGGUACAAUGUAUAGAACUUGUCUUGCGAGUACUACUAUGGAUACGAGUACGUAAGGAGUAGGCCAACGAGUACCAAACUGGACUCGGGUAUGAGUAUAAGAAAUAGUAAAACAAAAAAAGUAGAGAUAAUAUGUGUAUCGUGAUUGGACCUUCAACAGUUUGGCUUGUCCAGAUCGUGCUUAUUCGGCCAUUUCAUAUCCGAGUUCCUGAUAUAGAGUUAUCAUUCAUAAACAGACGGUCUGCCUAUUCAACACUGUGCAACGUGACCCUUUGUUAUCGUUUUGCUAUGCACGAUGCGAUUUGAUAAUGCCCGCUAACGGGCAUUAUCAAUAAUGCCCGCUAACGGGCAUUAUCAAUAUUCUGUAUUAUUAUUGUUAUCUAUGCUGGUUCGCCCGAAUGCAACUUAAUUGCACCAUUUUAGCACCAUAACUAUAAGCAUUGCAACUUCCUUCCCUCAUGCCUAUAAUCCACCUGCAUGGCUGAGGCAAGUAGGCCUAAAGGGCAAGACAUUAGACCUGCUAACGCGUGGAGCUAGGACCUAGUUCUACAGCCGAGGGUAAUUGGUGGCUGGCUUCGAACUCCUGAUAAAGAUUUUCAACUGAUGGGUCAGUUGCAAAUCCAAACCAUUGGGCCACGUGGCCUACAAACCCAAGUUGAAACUUUUUAUCUUUCAGAAAUAUGUCGUGUAAUGUCCUUAACUGUAAAAUUCAUGUAGCCUACAUAUCUUUGUCAGGGCUGUUACACCACAUCAUGCCCUCGGAAUCAGUAGUGACCGCAAAAUCCAAUCCCCAUGUGGAUCUGGAUGGAAACCAAACCAAAGGUUCUCAGGUAAAAGGUGAGAAAAGUAUUGUAUGAUGCCAGCCCAAUAUGUGUAAGCUAAUUUUCGCCUAGGAGCGAAAUGGGUAUAAGCGCCUAUGUUUGGUCUUCAUUUACCAGUAAAACCUUAAGAUGUAUAAUUAGAGUAUGCUUGUAUUGUCUGAUAAGUAAAAAGUACCGUAAGCAUUAGUGUCUGUAUGCUGUUCUCACAAUCCUGCAUUCUGUCCGGUCUAACUCACAGGGGGAUGUCCCGUUUACCUGAAGCAUGUGUUCACGUUAAAAUCGUUCACCGGGGUAACUUUGGGAGGUUAAAAUCCUCAUCGUCUCCGACUUUCCUAAAAACAAAUAGGCCUAUUUCUAAUCAAUUCAAAUCAAAUCAGUGAUCAUUUAUUUCCACAUAUAACAAUAUAUUGGAUACUUGGCAGAAGAAAAUAUAAAUUACAUGUCAUAUGUGGAGGGAUCCCGUAAGAAACAAUGUUUGUCGAGAAUGGGAACUCUUUAAACAUAUAUCCUCAAGUCUGAGUGUAAGAUUUUAAGAUUUUAUUUUUCACAUUUGAUUGGAUAUUUUGUCAUAAGUCGAAUUUAAUAGUAUCAAACAUCCAUCCACUUCUUUUAACUGUGAGUUAGAGCUUAAUUAAGUGCUGCAAAAGUUAUCCAUUGACUUGGGACAACUGUGGCAAGUUCCUAGAAUUUAAUGAUAAGAAAAAAAACCAAAGAAAAAAGAAUUAUAGCAGAGUUUUGCACGUAAACAGUCCUUCAGACCAAGCUUCCAGGUGUAUUUUCUGAUACAAUUACUCUCAUAGAGUCAUUUAAGAGAAUCGCAAGGAUAUGACGACUAUAACCAAGGGAUGAGGAAUGUGCCAAAGUGAACCCCGGCUGCCAAAGUUACGUCGGUUUACGAAAGUAUGUUUUCAAGAAUUGUGUAAAGGUAGCAAUAAUCACUCAAAGUUACGAUAUUUGCGGGAAAAUUAGGAAAGUUGCACAAGUAAACAUUGGAAAAACGAGACAUUGCAGACAUUUCAGAACCUUAAUGGCCAUCUACCGGUACGUGAAACGGAGGAAUUCCUCCCAGUUUGGUCACAUGAUGAAGUGGCGGCUACCAGAUCUAAAGAUCCUCCAAAACGGUCGAUACCUUUGGUUUGGAGACCAGACCAGGUCACUUGCCGACUACACACCAGGUUGAUGGAUAGCUGUGCAGUUUUUUUUGGAUUCGCACAAAUUCACAGAAUUGCAAUGCAAUACACCGCUGUCGUUUUUCCUAUUAUUUAUACAUAGACGGCCAGAGUGUGUCAAGCUGUCACCCUUGGUUAUAGUUUCGGGUUUUGCCUCAAAAUGUACAAUCGCCCCAUUACGUUUGUCCUUUCAACGGAGGUCGUAGCUUUAUUUAUUUAGAAGCAAAAUUUAUUAUGUGGUGCACGAGUAGUGAGAAAGUUGCUCAAAAAAGCUCAUCAGUUGACUCGAAAAGAGUAAAACCACCCAAGAAGAGUGAAAAACAACUCCAAAAAGUGAAAAAAGAAGAGCCGUUUUGUACAAGUCUUUUUCGAGUUGUCCUUUAAACGGCUCCUUGGUAGAGUGUAAAUUUACAGUUUACUCUUUGGGAGUGGUUUUCACCCUUCUAGUGGAGUGAGUGGACUCACUCGUUUUGAGAAUGAGUUUUACAAUCGUAUGCAUUUAGAGGUGUUUUGAGUGAUAUCCUACAUUUCUGAACAUUUUUAGUGAAUUAUUUUUUGACUUUUAUGUUGACAGCUAGUCAUCGUGUUGGCAGCCACCUGUAUGCAAAAACACAACUGUGACGUUAAAAAGAAGACUCAGACAAAGAGCACAAACUUACAGUGCAUUCGAUCAGUCGAACAGGCAUACACGUACACAGGCCUGAAAAGUAUUGACAAGCACAGCUGAGUAGUGUGGGGGGUUUAGUAUACUUAUGCAUAUUAAUGAGACCUUUUGCCAUUUUUGUCGCAAAGGUCAAACUGUACCAAACAGUCCCCCCCACUACUCUGCUGUUAACGCAGUGAGUUAUUACAAUAACAACUAUAUUUAUAAAGCAUUUCAUCUAACUUCUGAGUUGUUCAUUCUAUCUGAAAUGUUUGCAAAGUUUCAUGACGCAUAGUCAAUAAUGCGAUCAACUGAGAACAUUCAUAGCCAACAUAAAAGUUUUUUCCUCGUUAAGUCGGGUCACCGUUUGCCAAGAAUGGCCACAAUUGCUCAGACAUCCGAUUCAUUAAAAGUAACAGGCAAACUGUACUACUGAUUAAAAUAAUCACAUACUUUUGUCAAAAACAUGAAUGGAAUUUUACUCAACUUCAACAGUGUUUCAUUCAAUAAUGCACUCCAGUGCUUGUUUUGUCUUCCUUAAGAAAACGUCUCGUUGAGAAACUGAUGCUUGGAGAGGCGCUUUUUGAAGCAAUAAAAUACCAUAUGAUGCGUGUUUCCUCUGGUAA